UUGUGGGAUUAGGGUUAGGGAUAUUAUUAUUUUUGUAAUCGGUCAUUAUUGCGAUUUGCGAUAAGCUUUAUCAAUAUCUAAUAUAAACAACAAAAAAAGCUACAAGUUGUUCUUUAGUGGUACAUGUGCAUUAAAACUUUAAAUAGUUAUUAAGCUAAGACUUCUUAUGGGUUUGAACUGGAAUCUAUGACAUAAAAAUCAUAAUAAAAUAAUUUAGGGCAGGUAUAUUGCAUUUCAUAAAAUGAAUGAUAAAAUGUCUGAAGUGGAAGAAAAAGUUGUUAUGACUCCUAAAAGCAAAACUGCAACAUCAACCACAUUAAUUGUGGAGAGGAAAGCAGUUGUUGCUGAACCCAGUGAUAAGAUUCAUGUAGCAGGAGGAGACCAUACUGGAAUAAUUAUCAAUAAGGAAAAGAAUUUGGAGAAUGGUGUAACAGAACAGUGCCAUGCACAAUUAGAGUUCUGUGUGUAUCUAGUAUCUGCUGUGGAUGGAUCACAUACCAGGGAAGCUAGAGCACUUCGAUUUUGGUUUAAACCCACAGUUCCUCUACAAGACUGUCCACAUGAAGCACAAGCCUUCUUUAGAGAACUUGUUAGCCCUCAAAAUUUUCCUAAGGAUUAUGUGGGCUUCAUUAAAAAGAUCAUAAAAUUGAUGCAAAAUAAAUACCAUGAAUUAAAAGUUUUGGAAGUUGAACUCAGGCAGGAAGGUCAUGCAACUCCACCUCCAGUGGCGAAUGGUGUACUAACGAAGUUCAGCGACGAAGAAAAUCAGGCAAAUCAAACAUACCUAUCUGAACAGAGGGUGUUGGAUAUGAUCGAGAAUGCUUACCCGAAUCCUUUGACUGUUGAAGAUUUUGUAACUGUUGGAAGAUGGUCAAAGGCAGAAGUGAAGGAUGCUUUGGAGUCGCUGGAAGAGAAGGGACUUACAAGAACCAUGUCAGAAGGAUUGUAUAUUCGUCAACAUAGUGUAGAUACUCAGGUUGUAAAACAAAUGCCGACGCUGAGUUCUUCCCGACAACCUUCCAUAGCUGUGGUGACCGCGUUGUACUGCGAGAAGCAAGCCGUCGACGCGAUGAUGGACAAUCAAGAGACAUAUGUGCGGUAUACGACCGUCGGUGAGUCGAACGUGUACACUCUGGGCACGAUAGGUGCUCACCGUGUGGUGACAACUAAGUUGCCAUCUGUCGGACGCACAAGGGAAGCUAUGACGGCGGCUGGUAACACCACAACGAGACUGCUUGGGAUCUUUCAAAAGGUGGAGUACGUAUUCUUGGUGGGGGUGGGUGGCGGAGUACCACACUACACUGACUACACCAAACACGUGCGUCUGGGAGACGUUGUCGUGUCUACACCAGCGAAGGACUUACCCGAUAAAUAUGUCUACGUGUUCUGUGAGAAGGCGGAACGCAACGAGAAGGGUAGUUGGGAGUAUGAAGUGAAGCCGUACAAGCCGAUGAACUUUCUGCUGCAAGAACUGGCGAUACAGAUCGUUAACACCUGCACGCCUUGGACCACGUUUGCACAGGAAGGCUUGGAGCGACUGAGGGGAGUUCCGGGUCGCUGGGAGAAACCCGAGAAAGGCACGGAUCGUCUUACCGUGGACGUUGGCGACGGAGCCUUUAUUGAAGUGUCACAUCCAUCACCUCAAGGGGAUCAGAUGGGUUCUCGAGUGCACUGCGCGCCGGUGGCGAGCGGUCGCGCGGUGUCGAGUGCGGGCGAGGUGCGAGCCGCUUUCGCCGCGCAUGCGCGUGCGCUCGCCUACGACUGUGAGCUGGACGCCGUGCUCGAUAGUGUCGUGGGCAACAGGAAGGACUGCUUCAUCUCCAUACGAGGCAUUGCUGAUUAUCGAGAUGGCACCAGAGGCAAGGAAUGGCAGCCUCAUGCAGCUUUGUCAGCAGCCGCCGUGAUGAAGGCCAUCAUUGCUGCGAUGGACCCACCUUCCGAUUAAACUCAGGCAAAAAAUUAUACUUCUUCUCAUUUUUUAAAGUAAUAAAAAAUUAGACUAUCCAACCAAAUUCUUUAAGGUGCAUAUCUAUUGUUGAAAUCACGAGUAGAAUGUUAUCAUAGAGUAGAUAAGUAGUUGUUAGCAACCUCGAGUCUUAGACCAAACUACAGGUAACUUGCCUUAUAUUUUAUCCAUUAGUUAUAUGAAGUUUUAAAUUUCAUAGUACAUUAUACACAACAUACUUUAUAUUGUUGAAGCCCAGCUGUUUUAUGAUGUUUUGAACAUUAAUAAGAAUGUCUUUUGAAGCAAUUCUGUUGAACCAUAGAGUCAUGUGGGGAGUCUGAUAGAGUAUUUAGUUAGUUAAUAACUAUAUUAAUAAAUUAAGUCUUAAACCUUAACACUUCUGAAAAAAAGGAUUAAUCCGAUUGAUUCUAAAUGCGCACACUUACCCUUAGUACGGACCAAGGGUAAGUGUGCGCAACUAACGCACUUAAGUGGAUUUGUAAUGCCCUAAGCAAACUGAUUUUAAUAACACUUACAUAAUUUUAUUGAGAUAUAACUACGAAUGUUAGGUAUGCGAAAUAAACAGCUCAGAUACAUUAUUGACGGAAAAAAAUCUUAGUACGGGCUAAGGGUAAGUGUGCGCACUUGUGCGGGGUAAAUUUGCGCAACUAAAGGAACUAAGUGGAUUUUUAAUGCCCUAAGCAAACUGAUUUUAAUCUAAGUAUUCUUAGAAAACUUUAUUGAGGCAUAACAUAACUUCGGAUGUUAUGCUUAAUAAACAGCUCAGAUACAUUUUUGACCGAAAAAAAAAGAAAUUACUUUAGUUACUAUCCUUAGUGCAAUGUGACAAUCUUUUCAAAUUUGCUAUGACAGUAAAUUUAAACUUUACAUCACCAGAUUCUAAUAUGUUAUUUUUUCAAUAAACUCAUGACACCAUAUGGGUUUUUCCUACUUAAGCUGAUUUUAAAUCAAUAAAUUUUUAAUUUGCCUACACAUUUCACAAAACCCCAUUUCCCCCCUUUCCAGUCAUAAAUAGCUUACCCCGUUGCGCACACUUACCCGCUGCGCACAGUUACCCCACGUGACUCUAAAGCUCACAAAAGCUUCCUAAUAGUUAUGUUGUUUAAUACAUUCCUUAUUAGUAUAUUUUAUAAUAUAUUUCAUGUUACCUUUUAUAACUUUAUUGUAUUUUACAUGACAUUAGCUGUAACAAUAAUAAAAAGGUCGAAUUAAUCAAACCCAUUAUUAAUGAAAACAAUACAAGUUGUUGUUGCUAUUUAAAAUGUGAGGCCUUAAUUACUAUAUUGUUUGUGUGAUUUUAUAUUUAAGCAACAUUUUAUAAUGUUCUUAACUUGCUUGUUUAAUUAUAAUGUUUAUGUGUGAUAUGGUCGCGCAGCAAUAGAAUUAGGUCAAUAACCCCCCACUAAAUAGUGUAAAUACACUUAUUCGCUUGGUCACACAAUUUAUGUAAGAUGUUUAGCACACUGGAGUUGACCAUGAUCAUACAUUAGUAGUUUUUAGCUAGUUGUCUACCAGUUUAGUAGUUGGUUUUUACUACUUUACACUUUGACACUGCCAUUAGGCCUAAAUGGGUACUAUAUAAUGUAAUAAUAAUUAUUAUAUGUUGACCAAUUUGUUAUGAAGAAGAAACCAAAGGACAAUUUGGCUGUUUAGAACAGGUCUAGUCACCUGAAAUAUUUUAUUUACACCUUUUACAUAUUAUGUCGUACUGUGUAAUUCACAAAUUUAAUAUAUUACUUAGAUUUAAAAAAAUGUGUUGUAUCAUUUUAAAUUGAGAUCUUUUUAGAACUAACAAUUAAUUUAAAACAUAUUUAUUUGUGCUAUAAUAAUGAAACGUAUUGAGUGUCUUUGUAUUUUAAUACAUUUUGUGUAUGUACCAAUUACUGUUGUAUUAAUUAUUUUGUAAUGAAUAAAGCAUUUGUUAAAAA
This is a messenger RNA of Leptidea sinapis, 3894 nucleotides long. RefSeq lists its product as uncharacterized. NCBI's taxonomy places the organism in Eukaryota, Metazoa, Arthropoda, Insecta, Lepidoptera, Pieridae. Gene Ontology annotation, biological process: nucleoside metabolic process. Gene Ontology annotation, molecular function: catalytic activity. The coding region runs from base 242 to 1945 and encodes 567 amino acids. The record is from RefSeq and is a predicted model, not a curated record. The transcript has 14 exons.